Spodoptera exigua (beet armyworm) is the source of this 477-nucleotide messenger RNA. The record is from the annotation of a GenBank genome assembly. NCBI's taxonomy places the organism in Eukaryota, Metazoa, Arthropoda, Insecta, Lepidoptera, Noctuidae.
AUGAGGACGUUGAAGCUGUUGGAGGAUAAAAUUGUUCUGUGGAAUAUUCAAGCUUUGCGUGGACAAGAACGCGCGUCUCUAAACGAUAAGCAACUGGUUAAAGCCUACGUCGAUAUACUAGAUACUUACAACAUCAAUAGCAAAACUUUUCAGAUAUUCGAUAAAGCAACAGUUAUAACAUUAUCGGUAUGUUUCUGGUUUGGCAAAGAUUUGGUUUCGCAAACAAUAGUGACGCGACAAUGUGAAAAAUUAUACCUGGCCUUUCAAACUGUGCACGACAGCUGCACACACAUUUUAUGUUCCAAUUGUUCAGAAGACGAAAGAAAGCUCUACAAGAACGUGCUGCGCCUGCACCGCGCGUCAUUUAGCAAGAUCCGUGUGUGCAGCCUGUUCUACGUGGACGCCGCGCUGCAGCUGAGUCUCAUGAGCCAACUCACUAACUAUAUAGUGGUGUUGCUACAGUUUGCUAUACUGUAG